Darwinula stevensoni is the source of this 342-nucleotide messenger RNA. The record is from the annotation of a GenBank genome assembly. NCBI's taxonomy places the organism in Eukaryota, Metazoa, Arthropoda, Ostracoda, Podocopida, Darwinulidae.
GAUAUACAUGGUCAGGGAACGUUUCCCUCCCUGCCUCGAUGUUUCCACCGAGGUGCACAAGGAAUAAUCCUGGUUUAUGAUGUUACAUCAAGACAAACUUUUUCCAGUUUGGAAGCAUUGCUGAAUGAUGUGGAGACAUACUCCACCCUGGCAAAUGUAGCCAAAGUGAUCAUUGGCAACAAAAUUGAUGAGGAAAGCCAAGUCGUUAUACAGGAGGAAGCACUGAUGUUUGCUAGGAAGCACUCUACGCUUUUCUUUGAAGCCAGUGCAAAAACAGGUGAAGGCGUUCAAUGUGCCUUUGAAGAACUUGUGCGGAAGAUUAUUCAGACUCCUAGCCUCUGA